CUAGAUGUCGCUGUUCCCUGAUUUCCUCCGCUCAGAUAAACAUGGCUCAGCAGUAAAAGUUAAGAGGGAAUCACUUCCUGGUCAGUGCAGAUCCGAGGCGAGCCACUGAACAAUUCUCGGGGUUUAUUUGAAGUUUUUCGAACCAAACGUCGGAUAAUUCCAUCCCCGGUUCUGAGGAGACAACAUGGCGACCACCAUCAGCACCCAGCGGGGACAGGUGUACAUCGGGGAGCUUCCUCAGGACUUCCUGCGGAUCACCCCGACCCAGCAGCAGCAGCAGGUCCAGAUGGACGCCCAGGCAGCACGACAGCUGCAGUACGGAGGUUCUAUCGGCACCGUGGGCCGGCUCAGCAUCACUGUGGUCCAGGCCAAACUGGCGAAAAACUACGGCAUGACUCGGAUGGACCCGUACUGCAGAAUCCGACUGGGGUAUGCAGUUUAUGAAACGCCAACCGCACACAAUGGAGCCAAGAACCCACGCUGGAACAAAGUGAUCCAGUGCACGGUCCCUCCUGGGGUGGACUCCUUCUACCUGGAGAUCUUCGAUGAGAGGGCGUUUUCCAUGGAUGACAGGAUAGCGUGGACUCAUGUGACCAUCCCCGAAGGCCUCAGAGAGGGCAGCGUGGUGGACGAAUGGUUCAGCCUCAGUGGAAGACAAGGCGACGACAAAGAGGGCAUGAUUAACCUAGUCAUGUCCUUCGCUUCUCUACCAGCUGGAAUGAUGACUCAGCCGGUCGUCCUGAUGCCGUCGGUGUAUCAGCAGGGAGUUGGAUACGUGCCCAUUGCAGGAGUUCCUGCCGUCUAUAACCAGGGCAUGGUGCCCAUGGCGGUGCCGGCCACCAUGCCUGCCGCCGGGGGCCCGGGCCCCGUGUGCAGCGAGGAGGACCUGAGGGCCCUGCAGGACAUGUUCCCCAACCUGGACAAGGAGGUGGUCCGCACCGUGCUGGACGCUCAGCAGGGAAACAAGGACGCUGCCAUAAACUCUCUGCUGCAGAUGGCUGAGGAGCUUUAACUGCAGCCGUUAACGCGGAUAUGCCAACACACACACACACAUGCAUGCACACAUCCCACUACGAACAGUCUUGAUUAACAGAACGGCCUCCCUCUGCGUCCCUCAGAGGGCGGGGCAUGUGUCUCCGCCCACCGUCCACCGACAAAGACGUCCGCCUCCUGUCCCUGAAGGUCCAACGGUCCACCUUCUGUCUAUCCGCUAAAACCGCGCUCGGUCAAACUGACCCUCGAUGCUCAACACUCCUCACCUCCGCUUCUGGUUGUAAGUGAUGUCAGUCUCAUUGUCUCCAUGGUAACCGUGGACGCUGAGCGUAGACGCAGACCAGACACAGACCACAGGCCUCGACCGACCCGCUUCAGUGUCUGUAAGAACCCGUUUCUGUUUAAUGUAGAUGUAAAAUUCUUUGAGUUCAGAAUCUGAGAAUUCUAGAAGUAAUAAAUUAUUCUGUGGUGACGAAAAACAAACGAAUGAAGAAACGAGCGCAGGUUUUAUUGUGCAGCUCAGCGCAGAUACAGCGUAUCAAACAAAAAAAAAACCCUUUUCACUGUUUUUAUGUAAUUUAUUUACAAUAAGUGAAGUGAUGUUACGAGUUAAUGUCCUGUAGAGUCACAUUUGAAAAUAAAAUAUCUUUAAAGUUUCAAUAAAGACAGUGUGAUCACGAGCAGAAUGAAGAAGUGAUGAAGUCAAGACGUUAUUUCAGCUCAAUAUUCACUGAAGUGAAACCAAAACACUUUUAUUUACACACAGACAGUAGCAGCUGAUUUUAGUUCAAUUCUGUUUUGAGUCGACACAUUAUUUACUCACAUAGAUACUUUUUUGGGGAAAAAAGUCAAGGUAUUGUUUUGGCUUCUGUACUAAUAUACAAGCUCUGAAACGUACAAAAAGAGUGAAACUAGAAAGUGUUUCUCUCUCUAGUGGCUGUUUGGAGGUUGGAUUCAGAACGCUGGACGCUCCAUCGUCUUCUCUCAUUCAACUCAACACAAACAUAUUCAUCGUAGGCGACAGGAAACACCAGGGUUUAUUUACUCUGACUGACACGUAUUAGAUAAUCUGUUUAAUUGCCCUUAAAUUGAGAGAAAAAGAACAUUCCUUUUAAGUUUUUUUACAUGGUUGAUGAAAAUGAAAAUGAAAAUUCCACCAGUAUUCCUGUUUACAUGAAGCAUCACACACUCCACAGUUUCCCACUGGUGACACAUGUUCCAUCAUCCACUUCUCCUUCCCUCCAUCAAAUACUGUCAACGGAUCAGUAUUUAUUCAUAUCUUAAAACCUGCUGAUAUUGUCCAUCAUUAUGUUUAACAGUAGCAACACAGUCUGGAU
Molecule: messenger RNA, 2330 nt
Organism: Sphaeramia orbicularis (orbiculate cardinalfish)
Lineage: Eukaryota; Metazoa; Chordata; Actinopteri; Kurtiformes; Apogonidae
Gene: tollip
Product: toll interacting protein
Exons: 6
Coding region: 185-1012 (275 amino acids)
Biological process (GO): ubiquitin-dependent protein catabolic process
Cellular component (GO): cytoplasm
Molecular function (GO): ubiquitin binding; ubiquitin conjugating enzyme binding
Source: RefSeq, a predicted model, not a curated record